This is a messenger RNA of Drosophila arizonae, 999 nucleotides long. RefSeq names its product aquaporin. Gene Ontology annotation, biological process: transmembrane transport. The record is from RefSeq and is a predicted model, not a curated record. Gene Ontology annotation, cellular component: plasma membrane. Gene Ontology annotation, molecular function: channel activity. Lineage: Eukaryota; Metazoa; Arthropoda; Insecta; Diptera; Drosophilidae.
GUUUCGCGCUGCCGAAGUUGAUCGCACGCGCCUUUCGCUGCUGUCUUCAAGAGUUUUAAUUGCAAUCAAACGAUCGACAAAAGCGCAGUUGUUUGAAGGUAUUCAAAAUGAAGGCAUCGACUUUGGAUAAAAUCAGCUGCUUCCUGGCCGAGCUGAUGGGCACAGCCAUUCUGGUGUUCCUCGGCUGCAUGGGCUGCGUGAAAACAGAUCUCUUUCCCAACAAUCAUUUGCAGAUCAUUCUGAACUUCGGCUUCGCUGUGCUCAUUGCCAUUCAAUGCUUUGGCUGUGUGUCGGGCGCCCAUCUGAAUCCCUCGGUCACGGUGGCGGCCUACAUCUAUGACCUGGUCACGCUGCCCAUGGCCUUCGUCUACUUUGUCGGGCAGAUGCUGGGCGGCUUCAUUGGCUACGGUCUGCUGAUGGCCCUGCUGCCCCCAUCCACGCUGGAUGUGCCCAACGGCCUGUGCGUGACCCUGCCCCACUCCGAGGUCAACAAUCUGCAGGCCUUCGGCAUUGAGUUCGUUGCCACCGGCAUUCUAGUUAUUGUCUGCUGCGGCGUCUGGGAUCCUCGCAAUGCCAAGCACCACGAUUCGGUGGCCAUUCGCUUUGGCCUGGCCAUUGCCUGUUUGGCCUGUGCCGCGGGACCCUUCACUGGCGCCAGCAUGAAUCCAGCCAGAUCUUUUGCGCCGGCGCUCUGGAACGGCAACUUCCUCAAGCACUGGAUCUACUGGCUGGCACCGCUGAGCGGUGCUGCCAUCACUGCCGUCGCCUACAAGACCGUCUUCCGGCGAGAGGUUGUGGAGGCCCAGGUCGUCUCCGACGAGAAACUGCGCCAACUGGAGGACGUUCAGCUCUCAUAGACAAUUGUAUAACACUGUGCCAAAAUUGCCCCACUGUACAGGGCAUACACACACACACAUACACACUUAAAGAAAAUCUAAUUAGUUUUAAGCUAAGAUCGUUAUCGACGACUUCUAUGCUAAUGCAAUUGUUGUACUCUAA